UAAAAUUUUACACAAGCCAAAGCAGCUUUGCUCUACAUUUUUCUCCAGGUUUAACCCACCACCCAACCAUCGCGAAGAGAGCUGUCUGCAGGGAAAACACAAAUAAUACGCUUCAUUCUUUUCCUGCAAUUAUGCCUCUCUUCGUUCUUGCAGAGACGCCUGCGGGCUAUGGUCUUUUCAAGGCCAAGGACAAGAAGUUAUUGUCCCGAGAUGAUGUUAAUAAGCAACUUUCAAGCGCCGAAGCCAUCAACUCUAUGUUGUCGCUGAAGAAGAUGGUCAAAUUCGAAGAUUCAGCUCAAGCUUUGGGUGAAUACACAGCCUUGACAGAAGGAAAAGUUACACCUAUGCUACAAAAUCUCCUCGACGACAUUAAAGAGGAACGAAAAGCGUCUCUUGCCGUCGCCGAUCCGAAACUGGGUGCCGCCAUUAACGUUCUACCCCAAUUGAGCAUCACUCCCGUUUCCGAUUCCUCUACCAAUGAGCUUUUCCGUGCCAUCAAGACAUACCUACCCGAACUCUUCCCCGAAUUAGAGAGCGAUUAUCUAGGAAACAUGGCUCUUGCUCUGUCCCACUCUAUUUCUCGCCACAAGCUCAAGUUCUCCCCCGAUAAGGUGGAUGUCAUGAUUGUCCAAGCUAUUAAGCUCCUGGACGAUUUGGAUAAGGAGUUGAACAACUACGCCAUGCGUGUCAAGGAAUGGUACGGCUGGCAUUUCCCUGAGUUGGAUCGCAUCAUCAACGACAACCUCGCUUAUGCUCGUAUCAUUAUGACUAUGGGAGUUCGAGAAAAUGCCACCAACACCGACUUUUCCGAAAUUCUACCAGAAGAUCUUGAGACUCGAGUAAAGGCCGCCGCUGAAGUCAGUAUGGGUACCGAAAUCCUCGAUUUUGACCUGGAAAAUAUCAAACUUCUCGCCGAGCAAGUCAUCAGCUUCACCGAGUAUCGUCAACAACUCUCUCAGUACCUUACAUCGCGUAUGAAGGCGAUUGCGCCUAACCUAACGGAGCUCAUCGGUGAGCUUGUUGGUGCUCGUCUCAUCGCGCAUACCGGUUCUUUGAUGAAGCUGGCCAAGAGCCCUGGUAGCACCAUUCAAAUUUUAGGUGCGGAGAAGGCGCUUUUCCGCGCUCUAAAGACCAAGCACGACACACCCAAAUAUGGUCUCAUCUACCACUCUUCCCUUGUUGGACAGGCUAGUGGCAAGAACAAGGGUAAAAUUGCUCGUACACUAUCUGCUAAAGCUGCCCUGUGCUUACGUGUUGAUGCGCUUUCUGAAUUGAGCACCGAGGGUGCAGAUGGUGAAGAAAUUCCGGUAGAUGACGAGGAAAGGGCCGACAUGGGUAUCAGACUUCGUGCAGUGCUCGAAGACAAGCUACGGAAAUUGGAGGGUAAGCCCUUGAUUUCCAAGGGUGCCAAGAUUGCACCAAAUGGCGCCACACCAUCCAAGUUUGAAGUUAAGCCUUCGCGAAACUACAAUGCCGACGCCGAUGCCGUUUCUGCGUCUGCUAAGAAGACGCCAAGCAAACCUCUGAUCCAGGAAGUCGAGGAUACCCCAAUGGGUGAGGGAGACAGUGAGGAGGAAUCCGAUGAAGAGGAUUCUGAUGUCGAGAUGAAUGGUACAGAGACUGCCAAGUCGAAGAGCACACCUAAGCAGUCACACAAAUCAGAACGCGAAGAGAAGCAUUCGGAAAAGAAGGAGAAGAGCAAGAAGAAGGCUGCCAAUGGAACUUCUGAAGCCGCUCCCACAACACCCGCCAAACUCACCGAGGUCGACUACGCUCGAUUAGCAGAGGAUGCUGGUAUUUCGGUUACCAAGUUCAAGCGCAAGUAUGAACGUGGGGAUGUCAAGAUGAACGCCGAUGGAACACCGCAAGUCGUUAGUAAGAAGGAGUUGAAGAAGUUAAAGAAGGCGGAAGCAAAGGCUGCUGAAGCUGACGUUCAGGACAAGGCUGAAGGUUCCAGCAAAAAGCGAAAGCACGGCGAUGAUAGCCCAGAGAAGAAGAGUAAGAAGAAGUCCAAGAAGGAGAAAUCCUCAUAAAUGUAGACAAUACUCUCUUUCUCUGUACUAUACGGGCAAAAAAGUGCAAUGCUUGAGAUCAUGGGUAAUGGCGUUCCGGUGGUCAUACCAGGAUUAGUGUUGGGAGUUGGCUUGGCUCCUUUAGGUAGCUAAUUGACUUGAAGCUAUCGAAAUGAUUUUGCUAUUUUGAA
Molecule: messenger RNA, 2203 nt
Organism: Hypoxylon trugodes
Lineage: Eukaryota; Fungi; Ascomycota; Sordariomycetes; Xylariales; Hypoxylaceae
Product: nucleolar protein Nop5
Exons: 4
Coding region: 132-2033 (633 amino acids)
Cellular component (GO): box C/D methylation guide snoRNP complex; small-subunit processome
Molecular function (GO): snoRNA binding
Source: RefSeq, a predicted model, not a curated record